UGACGUAACCAAGGCUGUAAUGUGUUACGUUUGAUGUUUUUUUCUUCUGUUGGUCUGGGUUUGUUGCGUUUCGAUUGAUUGGUUCAUGAUAACAUACAAAUUGAUCAUCAGGCAAAAACCGAAGUGUAAAGACAUCGAACACAAUUGUGAUCAGUCAGCCAGGUCAGCCAUGACGGCCAAACGUGCAGGUCUGAUCACCGACUCCUACAAGGUGGUGAAGAGAUCCAGGAGAGAGGAGAAGAGAGAGAAGAGGGCCCCAUCGCCUCCCCAAAAGGACGCUGAGCCGCGCCCCCUCACGGCCAGAGAUAAAGAGCUGCAGGAGCUGAGACAGUUUGACCUGGACUGGCGGUAUGGACCCUGCACAGGUAUCAGUCGUUUGCAGCGGUGGGAGAGAGCUGCACAGCAUGGGUUAAACCCCCCUCAGGAGAUCAGAGAUAUGCUGCUCAGCGCAGACACAGACCCAGACUACACACACUGCCUGUGGAGUGACUAUCCAUUGUGAGAAAUAGAAAGAGGUGAGACAGAGAAGAUAAAAGAAGAAUGUGCAAAGUUCAUGUGGUUUUGUUUUUGUUAAGUUCAAGUUUGACUGCAAACCAUCACACUACACUUUUUUAUUAAAAACCCUUUUCUACCAAAA
Messenger RNA from Coregonus clupeaformis (lake whitefish), 637 nucleotides. It is a transcript of the gene pold4, whose product is annotated as DNA polymerase delta 4, accessory subunit. Gene Ontology annotation, biological process: DNA synthesis involved in DNA repair; DNA-templated DNA replication. Lineage: Eukaryota; Metazoa; Chordata; Actinopteri; Salmoniformes; Salmonidae. The transcript is spliced from 5 exons. Bases 86 to 502 code for a protein of 138 amino acids. The record is from RefSeq and is a predicted model, not a curated record. Gene Ontology annotation, cellular component: delta DNA polymerase complex. Gene Ontology annotation, molecular function: DNA-directed DNA polymerase activity.